ACACUCUCGUUUUCGUUACAGAAAAUGUUAUUUUUUACUAAGUGCUUUUAGUAUUUGUUUAAUUAUUUUCUACUGCAUUAUCAGUCAUAAGCAAAACUUAAUGUUGUUAACAUUUUUCAACAACAACAACCACGAUAGCAAUAAUAAUAGGAACAGCAAAAACAAUAGUUUUAACAUUAGACAUAUAAGUCUAACAUAUACAACAAAGAAACACGUAGAUGACAUAAAUAAACAACUACGUGAUUGGCAUAAUUACUCACAUACACGUCUACAGCUACAACAGGUAAUCACAACAACACGCGAUCAUUCGCAACAAAGUUCCAACAACAGCAAUAAGCAAAUACAGCAGCAACAACAAAACUUUUAUGCACCUAAAUCAAAAUAUAAGAAAAAACUUCAAAGUCGUCAACCACAAGACAAAAUUUUAAAUGCAGAUAAUUUUGGUCAAAUAGCCAUUACAAACAGCACGUACAACUUGAAAUUGAUUGAAAAUAAACAAUUUAAACAUGCCAACAACAACAAACAAAAGGAAAAGAACAACGACAACAGCAACAAAUACGAUUAUUAUAAAAAACGUUCGCAAUUAACCGGUUUUAAUGUUGAGCUCUCGGAGAGUUUGCCAUUGCAGCGUUUAAUACCAGAUACCAGACACAAAAGCUGUAAAACAGAACUUUAUCCAGCCGACUUACCAAGCUGCAGUAUUAUAAUAAUUUAUCACAAUGAACAAGCCACCGUAUUGCUAAGAACCCUUUAUACAAUUAUCAAUCAAACACCUGAUGAGUUGCUUAAGGAAAUCAUACUAGUCGAUGACUUUAGUGAACCGAAUAAGGAAAUUGAUCGGCACAUAGAGAGUCAGUUUCCCGAAUUAGUAAAAAUAAUACAUCUUAGCCAGAGAGAAGGUUUAAUAAGGGCACGUUUAAAAGGGGCGAAGGAAGCUCUGGGAGAUGUCUUAGUAUUUUUAGAUGCUCAUGUUGAAGUUAAUGAAAAUUGGUUGCCUCCCUUAUUAGCGCCUAUUGUGGAGGAUGAAAAAACUUGCACUACACCCAUAAUAGAUAUUAUUAAAUAUGAUACUUUGGAGUAUCAGGGUUCUAUGCCUUCGAGAGGAGGUUUCAAUUGGCAAUUUAAUUACGUGCAGUUGCCCUUGCUGAGAGAGGAAAAAACUUUACAGCCACAACCCCAUAAUAAUCCGAUAAUGAAUGGCGGCUUAUUCGCAAUAAGCCAAAAGUAUUUUUGGUUAUUGGGGGGAUAUGAUGAUGGUUUAGAGAUUUGGGGUGCUGAACAAUUUGAAUUGAGUUUUAAAAUAUGGUUAUGUGGUGGCAGACUACUAGAAGUACCCUGUUCUAGAGUAGGUCACUUGUACAGAGAUCCUGAGUUUAGGGUAAACUAUACGAGCAGAAAAGAUGACUUUAUAUCCAAGAACUAUAAAAGAGUGGCCGAGGUCUGGAUGGAUGAAUAUAAGGAGUUUCUAUAUGAACAUAUACCCAAGCUUAAUCUUAUCGAUGCUGGUGAUCUUAAACAACAAAAGCUCCUUAGAAAACAAUUAAAGUGCAAACCAUUUAAAUGGUUUCUUAAGAAUAUUGCUCCUGAUCUCCUAAAAGCUUAUCCACCAGUAAAACCUACCGAUUUUGCUCUGGGUGCCAUACAAAGUCUAGCUGUACCUAAACUCUGCCUUGACUUGGACUCCGUCGAACGUAGACAGAUUUUAAAAGAUGUACUAAAACCCUGUUCUCCUGAUCUCAAAUAUCCCUACGCUUCACAAAGGUUUCAUUUAAGCUUUCGCCAUGAUCUGCGCCAUCAAGAAAACUGCUUAGAGGUACAAACAUGGUCUUCUCAUGCGCCCAUUUGGCUGUGGCCCUGUCAUAAUUUAGGUGGUAACCAAUAUUGGUAUUAUGAUCGUAAUACUCAAAUGUUCGUACAGGGAAAGACUGAUUUUAACCAACGAUGUUUAGAUAUGGAUCGAGAUAGUCUUAAGAUUUUUGUAAGUUACUGUGAUUUUGGCCGUCAGGAACAAAAAUGGCUUAUAGGCUAUGUUAACCAAACGGCCAUGGAUCAUUUCUUUGAGGAGUGAAUAAAGAAGCAGAUUUUAAUAUUAUUGCUGU
Messenger RNA from Lucilia cuprina (Australian sheep blowfly), 2099 nucleotides. It is a transcript of the gene Pgant8, whose product is annotated as polypeptide N-acetylgalactosaminyltransferase 8. The record is from RefSeq and is a predicted model, not a curated record. The coding region runs from base 101 to 2068 and encodes 655 amino acids. Gene Ontology annotation, cellular component: Golgi apparatus. NCBI's taxonomy places the organism in Eukaryota, Metazoa, Arthropoda, Insecta, Diptera, Calliphoridae. The transcript has 3 exons.